Scleropages formosus (Asian bonytongue) is the source of this 2551-nucleotide messenger RNA. RefSeq names its product homeobox A3a (gene hoxa3a). Gene Ontology annotation, biological process: embryonic skeletal system morphogenesis; regulation of transcription by RNA polymerase II; anterior/posterior pattern specification. Gene Ontology annotation, molecular function: RNA polymerase II cis-regulatory region sequence-specific DNA binding; DNA-binding transcription factor activity, RNA polymerase II-specific. The transcript is spliced from 2 exons. Bases 492 to 1730 code for a protein of 412 amino acids. Gene Ontology annotation, cellular component: nucleus. The record is from RefSeq and is a predicted model, not a curated record. Lineage: Eukaryota; Metazoa; Chordata; Actinopteri; Osteoglossiformes; Osteoglossidae.
AAACAAAGAAAACCUUUGCUUCGCUUACUUUGUUACUUGUUCUUUGUGAACCUGAAUAAUUUAAUAUUUCAUAAUUAAAUGUGUUCGGAUUAAUUGUGUUUUAUGUUGUUAAGCUCUAUUAUUACCGUAGCGACUAAAAAUGUUUUGAUUUUAUUCUUUGCCAUAAUUACCCAAACAGUGGUCUUUAUGUGUACGUCCGCUCUGCCCUACGUGCUACGCGAUUUCUUUGAGCCCAUGUUUACUUUGCACUAAAUGGUGAUUGCUCCAGAAAUGUUCUACAUAUUUCUCCCCAUAGUAGUUGGUGUCAGAAGGGUAUUGAAAAGUAAGAUGGAUCGACACCAUUUCUGCAUCUCACCGUGCUUCUUUUAACCCCAGGUCCACCCGAGGAGGCCAUUGGCGGAGGGGCGUCACGUGACACCGGGCGCCAAUGUUAGUCUACAAGGGUGUCAAGACCCUGUCAGUUUCUGAAAUAAAUAUUGGGAAACGGCGAAAUGCAAAAGGCGACCUACUACGACAGCUCUGCAAUAUACAGUGGCUACCCAUAUCAAGGAGCAAAUGGUUUCAGUUAUAAUGCCAAUCAGCAGCAAUAUCCCCCUUCCUCUCAUGUGGAAAGUGACUACCAUCGACCGGCCUGCUCACUGCUGUCCCCCAGCGGCUCCGUCCCGCUGCAGAAGUCCAGCGAGCUCGCCGAGAGCUGUGUGCGGAGCAAUGCGGCCCAGACUGGCCAGCCCUCGCUCGUCCUUGACAACAGUCAACAGCAGGCCCCCAUCACGGCGCCACCGCCAUCAUCUCCAGUUUCUCCAACUGAAAAUACCAGCAACAAUUCCAGCCUGCCCAACACCAAGAACACCGUGCAGAACUCACCCACUUCUGCCUCCCGCAAACAGAUUUUCCCCUGGAUGAAGGAGACCCGGCAGAACACCAAACAAAAAAAUAAUAGCUCCACUUCAGGUGACAUUUGUGCAGGAGACAAGAGCCCGACGGGAUCCGCUGCCUCGAAAAGAGCCCGGACAGCCUACACCAGUGCACAGCUCGUGGAACUGGAGAAAGAGUUCCAUUUUAACCGUUACCUUUGCCGCCCAAGAAGGGUCGAAAUGGCCAAUCUGCUGAACCUUACCGAGAGACAGAUCAAGAUCUGGUUUCAGAACCGCAGGAUGAAGUACAAAAAGGAUCAAAAAGGGGUCGGUAUGAUGCCAUCUCCCGGGGGUCAGUCCCCUAGAAGCCCCGUCGCCCCGUCUUCGGCAGGAGGAUACCUCAACUCUAUGCAUUCUCUCGUCAACAGUGUUCCAUACGAAUCCCAGUCGCCCACGUCUUACAAUAAACCUCAUCAAAACACAUACGGUAUCCCUACGUCAUAUCCGGCACCUCUGAACAACGCUCUGAAUAAUUGCGCGCCUUCCCAGAAGAGAUAUGCGGGGACUGGUGCGGCCACUCCCGAGUAUGACACGCACCCUCUACAAGGCAAUGGCAACUACGGAACUCAUUUGCAAGGAAGCCCUGUAUAUGUUGGUGGAGGCUAUAUAGAUUCAGUGGGUAACUCUGGGCCCUCGGUUUUCGGGCUGACGCAUCUCUCUCAUCCAUCAUCCAACAACAUGGACUACAAUGGCGCAAUCACUAUGGGCAACAGUCACCAUCACGGGCCGUGCGACUCGCACCCCACAUACACAGACCUUACUCCACAUUACUCUCAGGGAAGAAUUCAGGAAGCGCCCAAACUGACGCAUCUGUAAGGGCGCCGUCAGCUGUGGUGUAACAUCCUCUCACUCCGUCCAGUCUUCUUACCUCCGCACCCAUGGCUUUCUUUCCGCUCAGUAGUUUCUAUACCUUCCUUUUAUUUUAUUGUUUAAUGUGUGAUGUGUAGCUUAGUCAAGUAGUCAUUCUUGUUGCUUGAAUCUCUAUAACUUUGCUAGUGUUAUUGUUCCAUAAACGUAUAUCUAGGAGAUCAUGUCGGGGCACAGAUAUGCAUAUUUAAUCUUGAGCAUUUUUUUUUUAAUCAAACAGGGUAUUUGAACAAAUUUUGUAUUCUUUAAUGUGAAUUUGUCCGUUUUUAAUUUAUCCCAGGUGAAGAAUUUUGUUUGCAUUUUGUUGCACUCCUGGAGGUUCCUAGAAUCACGCGCUGGUUGAAAAGGUCUGCAGCACGAGCUCUCGACCGCCAUUGUUUGUGUUCUGAUGGACUUUCAAUUAUUUAUUUGUUUUAACAAAACAUAAAAUUCUAGAGUAUUAUUUAUCUCCAUCAGUUCAUAUGUAUUAUCCGGUAGGAGGUACACGGAAUCUGGUUAUGGACCUCCCUGUGCCGGAAUACAUGACAAAUACAAGACAGUACAGUACAGUACAAUACUGUUUUCUUUAAUGGGUUUAUAUUUCUAUGGAAGUGAAUCAGGAAUAAUGCAAUAAGAUAUGAAAAACAAAGUAUGAGAGGUUUAGAAUUUCCCAUCUUGUGCUUGUUUAUUGCAAAUAUUUCAAGAUCACAUAUUCUGUUUGUCAUACAUUCCAAGCUGCUCCAUUCUAAGAAAUAAAAAAGUAAAAAAUAUAAAGUUGCAUCGUAAUGUUA